This is a messenger RNA of Amphibalanus amphitrite, 930 nucleotides long. RefSeq names its product 4-hydroxybenzoate polyprenyltransferase, mitochondrial-like (gene Coq2). Gene Ontology annotation, biological process: ubiquinone biosynthetic process. The transcript has 5 exons. The coding region runs from base 1 to 930 and encodes 309 amino acids. Gene Ontology annotation, cellular component: mitochondrial inner membrane. The record is from RefSeq and is a predicted model, not a curated record. NCBI's taxonomy places the organism in Eukaryota, Metazoa, Arthropoda, Thecostraca, Balanomorpha, Balanidae.
AUGGGGGGCUCGUGGCUGCUGUUCUGGCCGUGCGGCUGGGGCCUGGCGCAGGCGGCGCCGGCCGGCUGUCUGCCCGACCCCACCCUCCUGGCCGUGUACGCCGCUGGUGCGUUCGUCAUGCGCGGCGCCGGCUGCACCAUCAACGACAUGUGGGACAGGGACAUCGACAGCAAGGUGGAGCGGACGCGGAGCCGACCCAUCACCAGCGGCCGGGUAUCGGUGCUGGACGCGCUCGUGUUCCUCUCGGCCCAGCUGUCGGUGGGCGCGCUGCUGCUCCUCCAGCUCAACUGGCCCACCAUCCUGCUGGGCGUCUCUUCUCUAUCCCUGGUGCUGCUGUACCCGCUGAUGAAGCGCGUGACGCACUGGCCGCAGCUGGUGCUCGGGCUCACCUUCAACUGGGGAGUGCUGAUGGCAUGGGCGUCUGCUCAGGGGGCCGUGGACUGGCCGGCCGCGCUGCCCCUGUACGCCGCGGGUGUGUGCUGGACGAUCGUCUAUGAUACCAUCUACGCACACCAGGACAAGGCCGACGACCUGGCGCUGGGUAUGAAGUCGACCGCGCUCCGGUUCGGGGACGCCACUCCGCGCUGGCUGGCAGGGUUCUCUGCUGCCAUGAUGACCAGCCUGGUGGCUGCCGGUGUGGCGGCGGGACAGAGCUGGCCCUACUACCUGGGUCUCGGUGCAGUCGGUCUGCAUGUCGGAAAUCAGGUGCGGACAUUGCGGAUAUACGACGCCGCCGACUGCGGGGACAAGUUUCGCUCCAACCGGUACGUGGGCCUGCUGCUGUUCCUGAGCAUCGUCGCUGGACGGUGGGUGGGGAACAGGGAGGGAGAUCCCUCGGCCGCUGAGAACUCAGCCCCCUCCGCCGCUUCUGCCCUGGGCGCCUCCACAGUAGCAGCGGCUUCAGCCUCCGCGCAGAGCUCAGACGCGUAG